Molecule: messenger RNA, 1751 nt
Organism: Rhinopithecus roxellana (golden snub-nosed monkey)
Lineage: Eukaryota; Metazoa; Chordata; Mammalia; Primates; Cercopithecidae
Product: galectin-9
Exons: 11
Coding region: 107-1174 (355 amino acids)
Biological process (GO): negative regulation of type II interferon production; negative regulation of CD4-positive, alpha-beta T cell proliferation; positive regulation of gene expression
Cellular component (GO): nucleus; cytosol
Molecular function (GO): carbohydrate binding; galactoside binding
Source: RefSeq, a predicted model, not a curated record
ACAGCCAAGUUGCUUUGGUUUCUAUUUCUUUGUUAAGUCAUUUCCUCUGCAAAGGACUUUCCUGGCAGGUGUGAAAGGCAGCGGUGGCCACAGAGGCGGUGGAGAGAUGGCCUUCAGCGGUUCCCAGGCUCCCUACCUGAGCCCAGCCGUCCCCUUUUCUGGAACUAUCCAAGGGGGUCUCCAGGACGGACUUCAGAUCACUGUCAAUGGGACUGUUCUCAGCUCCAGUGGAAGCAGGUUUGCUGUGAACUUUCAGACCGGCUUCAGUGGAGAUGACAUUGCCUUCCACUUCAACCCUCGGUUUGAAGACGGAGGGUACGUGGUGUGCAACACAAGGCAGAAUGGAAGCUGGGGGACCGAGGAGAGGAAGAUGCACAUGCCCCUCCAGAAGGGGAUGCCCUUUGACCUCUGCUUCCUGGUGCAGAGCUCGGAUUUCAAGGUGAUGGUGAACGGGAGCCUCUUCGUGCAGUAUUUCCACCGCGUGCCCUUCCACCGUGUGGACACCAUCUCCGUCAAUGGCUCUGUGCAGCUGUCCUACAUCAGCUUCCAGAACCCCCGCACAGUCCCUGUUCAGCCUGCCUUAUCCAUGGUGCCGUUCUCCCAGCCUGUCUGUUUCCCACCCAGGCCCAGGGGGCGCAGACAAAAACCUCCCGGCGUGCGGCCUGCCAACCCGGCUCCCAUUAUCCAGACAGUCAUCCACACGGUGCAGAGCACCCCUGGACAGAUGUUCUCUACUCCCGCCCUCCCACCUGUGAUGUACCCCCACUCUGCCUAUCCAAUGCCUUUUGUCACCACCAUUCCGGGAGGGCUGUAUCCAUCCAAGUCCAUCAUCCUGUCGGGCACUGUCCUGCCCAGUGCUCAGAGGUUCCACAUCAACCUGUGCUCUGGGAGCCACAUCGCCUUCCACCUGAACCCCCGUUUUGAUGAGAACGCUGUGGUCCGCAACACCCAGAUCAACAACUCUUGGGGGUCUGAGGAGCGAAGUCUGCCCCGAAAAAUGCCCUUUGUCCGAGGCCAGAGCUUCUCGGUGUGGAUCUUGUGUGACGCGCACUGCCUCAAGGUGGCCGUGGAUGGUCAGCACCUGUUUGAAUAUUACCAUCGCCUGAGGAACCUGCCCACCAUCAACAAACUGGAAGUGGGGGGCGACAUCCAGCUGACCCACGUGCAGACAUAGGCGGCUCCCUGGCCCUGGGACCGGGGCUGGGGUGGGGGGCAGUCUGGGUCUUCUCAUCAUCCCCACGUCCCAGGCCCAGCCUUUCCAACCCUGCCUGGGAUCUGGGCUUUAAUGCAGAGGCCAUGCCCUUGUCUGGUCCUGCUUUUGGCUACAGCCACCCUGGAACAGAGAAGGCAGCUGACCGGGAUUGCCUUCCUCAGCCGCGGCAGCACCUGGGGCUCCAGCUGCCCAAAUCCUACCAUCCCAGGAGGCGGGCACAGCCAGGGAGAGGGAGGAGUGGGCAGUGAAGAUGAAGGUCCAUGCUCAGUCCCCUCCCAUCCCCCAGGCGGCUCCACCCCAGUCCCAAGCCACCAGCUAUCUACUCCUGGUGGGAGGUGGCCUCCUCAGCCCCUCCUCUCUGACCUUUAACUUCACUCUCACCUUGCACCCUGCAGCAACCCUUCACCCCCUCCUGGAAAGCAGGCCUGAUGGCAUCCCACUGGCCUCCACCAACUGACCGGAGUGUUAUCUUCAGGGGACUGGCUCCUUUCCCAGUGUCCUUGAAAUAAAGAAAUGAAAAUGCUUGUUGGCACAUUCA